This is a messenger RNA of Scylla paramamosain (green mud crab), 2312 nucleotides long. Its product is annotated as sepiapterin reductase-like. The record is from RefSeq and is a predicted model, not a curated record. Gene Ontology annotation, biological process: tetrahydrobiopterin biosynthetic process. Gene Ontology annotation, molecular function: sepiapterin reductase (NADP+) activity. The transcript has 5 exons. Lineage: Eukaryota; Metazoa; Arthropoda; Malacostraca; Decapoda; Portunidae. The coding region runs from base 61 to 951 and encodes 296 amino acids.
ACUCAGAUCAUUCACACGUCUGUGGAAUUGUGAAAGAAGAAGAAGGGGGAAAAAAAAAGCAUGGGCUCUGAAAGGGGGGGAAUCAUUGAAUUGGACACUGACAGUCUCCCGUCGCCUCAGUAUCCCGCCGACUCCCACGCGGCUAGGAUCUUGAAGAUGAGUGACUCAGGCGGCGCCCCGUGGUGGGUGGUGGUGACGGGUGCCUCGCAGGGCUUCGGGGCGGCUAUCUGCACUGAGCUGGCCCCGCUGCUGCCCCCGGGCUCCCGGAUAUUGGGCCUGGCGCGCUCUCAGCAGGGCCUGGCCACCACGGCGGCCGCGGUCACCAAGGCCAAUUCUGCUGUCACGUUCAGCCCAGUAGUGAUGGACCUUUCAACAGCCACAACGCAGGACUUCGAGGCGACUCUUAAGAAGUACCUCGGGGCAGACCAGUCCACUCCGCCCUCCCAGGCCAUUAUCUUCCACAACGCCGGUUCCCUGGGCGCCCUCAAGUACCUCGGCGAGAUGGAUGACCCUACCUACCUUUCCUCCUACUUCAACCUCAACAUUGGCUCAGUGAUCCUGCUCAACGCUGCCUUCAUGAGACUCAUCUCGACGCUGCCCGGCAAAGUGACAAUCAAGGUCAUCCACGUCUCCUCCCUGUGUGCCGUGGAGCCCUUCAAGAGCUGGGGCCUCUACUGCACCGGCAAGGCUGGCAGGGAUAUGCUCUUCAGGGUCCUGGCUGCGGAGUACCCAGAUAUCAGGGUGCUUAACUAUGCUCCGGGGCCUCUGGAUACCAACAUGCAGGUCAAGGCUCGCACCCUCACCCGAGAUGAAGAACUCCGCAAACUUAUGUCGUCCAUGAAGGAGGAGGGCAAAUUGGUUCCCUGCGACGCCUCGGUCAAGAAGCUGCUGCAAAUCAUACAGAAGGAUGAAUUCAAAUCUGGCGAGCACAUUGAUUUCUUUGAGGUCUGACGUCGCUCUUGAUCUUAAUCUUGACAGUAUUGGUGGCAUGAUUUCUCCACAGAUUGCCAUUUAUAUCGACAUCGCUUGUAUCAAAAAGAAAAAACAAGAAAAGAAAAACGGCACCCAGCAAUCAAAAUUUAUUCUCUAUAUCUGGCAUAUCACAUUCUUGAUAUUGUCAAAGUUAUCUCUUGCCUCCCCACACAGUCCCGGCAGCCACACAAUUGAUAUUUUCCUUAUUUUCUCUAUCACUCCAUUUACUGGUGAGUUUGUGGAAUCUCUAGUAGAAGAGUCAACCAGUAUCCUCAUUCAUUCAUACCUUUUGCUGGCAAACUCUGGAACUCCCUUCCUGCUUCUGUAUUUCCUUCUUUAAGAGGGAAGGUUUCAAGACACUUAUCCUCUGAUUUUAGAUUAUUCUUUUGUACUUUUUUUCAGGGACUGGCACCUCAGUGGGCUUUUUUUUUCGUUCUUUCGUUGCUCUUGGCCAGUAUCCCUCUAACAUAAAAAAGUUAUCUUGCUUCGGAUUAGGAAUUAUUGUCAGUUGAGCCAGUUUCCUCCCUCCUUUCCUGCAGUGUUUGAUCUGUUCUCAGUGCUUCUAGUUUUGGCAUGCUCUAUCUACUCAUCUUUUGCACUGUAUGUGAGUGAAAGAAGACAAACAUUUAUUUUUUUUUACUUUUGCUCCCGGACUAGAGAUUAUUAUCAUUUGAACCAGCCUCUUCCUUCAUUCUCACCUAUCAUGUAGUCUGGUGUCGCCUGUGCUUCUCGUUCUGGCAUGUUGUAUCUACACAUCUCUUGUACUGUAUGCGAAUGAAAGAAGACGAACAGUUACCAUCGUGUGUUUCUACAAUCAUGAGGCUGGGUAAGACUUGAUAAACCCUGAAGCGAAGAACAGACUCAGUGAUGAUAAAAAAAAAAAAUAAAUAAAUAAAUAAAUAAGUAAAGGCUUCUUGGUGGCAUUCCUAGUGGUGACGUAUCUGGAUUUGUUGGGAAGGAAAGAAUGCAGAUGUGAAGAUAAAACUCGAUAAGAUAUCACGUGAGGUGGAAGGAGAGCGGUGGUGGUGGUGGUGGUGGUGAAGGGAGUGACCCUACUCAAAUAUCGCUUGUCUUGAGUCGCCCACAUUAUUAUUUCUCCUUCAUGUUGUUUCAUAUCGCCAUCCGAGAUUCCGUCACUUAACACCAAUGAUAAACUUACAGAUAACUACAGUAGCAAAAAAGCUGACAGACACGGGAGAUUUAUGACGAUUUUUGGUUUUGAUAAUUUUGACUCGCAGAAAAUUGAGUUUGGAGCAAGUUACGAUGAUAUUGUGAAUUAUAUAGAGAGAACUGUAGAGAUUAUGUGGAUGAAAGAGCUACUAAUAAAAUGUACAUCCAUG